Molecule: messenger RNA, 3141 nt
Organism: Pecten maximus
Lineage: Eukaryota; Metazoa; Mollusca; Bivalvia; Pectinida; Pectinidae
Exons: 2
Coding region: 452-1876 (474 amino acids)
Source: RefSeq, a predicted model, not a curated record
AUGUAAAGGCGAUGCUAAGCUGUUUGUUUUCGUUCACAUGUUGCCCCCGCGUUGGUGCCGGGAGUUUCUAGGAUGUUCUGUCAAUGAACGGUUACUUUAAGCGACAUGACCAGUGGUGGACAUAUAAAGCUGGAUGUUUUGUGAUUUCCUGAUUAACACUAUUCCGUAAUACGUUAUCUUCCAUAAAGUGCGCGUUUGAAAACGAAAUAACCAUUUUUCUUAUUUUCUUUAUUUCCGUCACAAGUUGAGUCGAUUGGUGUUUAAUGUAUAUAUACGUGAACAACUUUCCAUCACAGCUUCUGAAAAUUCGAUUGUGUGGUCCUCCAACUUUUGCGAAGUUUCAUUGAGAAUUGGAGAACUUCAUGGAUUUCUUGAUUGUUUAUGUUUAUUUAAAUGAUCUAUUCUAUAAAUGUCUAGCUGAACGGCAAUUGUCAUAAACUAUAUCACUACAAUGCAAGGAAGAAGCAUUUACAAGUUAGAACCACGACUUAGAUCAAUGAGCAAGGCCGAAGGUAACUUCUGGGUUCCAAAUGCUGCUAUCACAGAGCAUGCCCUAACUCGUCGUUUGGGAGAGCUUGACCGAGAAAAGACAAUGGUCCAGGCAGACUAUCGUUAUCGACAGAGGGAACUUCAAAAGGAGCUCCGAAACAUCCGGGCAUCUAAACAGACAGAGAGUUCACAGCGUAGUCAGACCCAUCGAUUCUCCAACAGGAACUCGACCGAUCCCACUAGUCUCACUGAUAUGAUUGACCGAUUUAAAAAGAAGAGAACAGAUCAGGAAUAUCUACAUGACCAGCUUCGACAACGGCGGGAUAGCCUUGUCAGUUCCAUUGGAAACAAACACGACCACAGUCCCGAUUUACUCCGAGAGGAAACCACCGCGUCGGAUAUGUGGGACAACAACAGACCCUGUUGUCCAGAGCCUCCGGCCGGAACCAUACUGGACGAUAUGCGGACAGCGCUGACCAUGGCGAAGCACGCUGAAGGAUUGGCUACCAAAAAUAAAGAGGCUGGCCUAAGGCGACCACGCGAAUCCAGAAUAAGGAGGUCAAAACACCGUGAUGUUACGUACCCUAAAGGAUUAUCCCUACGUUCCAGCAAGCGAAGACCGCAUGAAGCACCCCGUACAAUAAAAGAUACCCGAAAAACACAAUCUAGAUUGGUAACUCUACCUAAUCCCUCCAUUGCCAAUGACGGAAAUGGCGAAGACAUUAACACCGAUCUGCUAGAAUCUGUCAAAGCAGAUAACACGUCAGAAACUCACUUUAAGAGUACUGACGACGGUACCAUACUAACUACGGCAAGGGGGCCGCAUCAAAACAAAGAUGACGCAAAUAUGACAACUAACCGAGGAAAAGAUGUCGUGUCGAAGUCAAUUUUGAAAGAAGGGCAAAAAAUGGAACAAUGUGUAGGACUCGGUCUUCAAAGGAAAGAAAAACAACUUACGAAAGAGGAGUUGGAAAGCAAUACUAACCUGAUAACACGACGAUGCUCUGAACCGGUGAUCAUUGGCGAAAGGGAGAAUAUAAUUGAACACUUGAAUGUCAACAUGGCGAGGGAAUACGUGCCAGAGGAGACAAUUCCUGGAUUUAAAAAACAUAUCAUUGUACGACGAUUUUCCGAAAAUGACAAAUAUCAAUGUAAUUUUAUCAAAGACCUUAUUGACGACGACGAAUGUUCGAUGGACAGUGACAAAGAAACAGUAGAAAUAUCCGAAUCUGACAUCAUAUGGGAUGACGUCAGACGCUGUAGAUAUCUUCGUGGUUAUGAUCCGCCGAUUAUGAUAAUGCCAAAAGAAGAAAUUAAUCUGUUUGUUUUCGGAAGGGAUGAAAAUGACAUUCUGGAACUAAAACGAGAAAAACAUUUUGGACUUUGAUAUACAUUGUAUAUGGGGAAAAGGAAUCACAUAAUGUCGUAACACAAUAACUGUAAAUACGGUAGAAAAAUAACAAAUUCAGUAAAUUGUUUUACGAAAGUGACAGCUAAUCUGGUGAAAUAAGUGUGAUCCGGAAUGUUGAUAUAGAAAAUGUGAAACAGUGAUCGUUAUCUGGCAAUGUCUCUUUGGUGAUAGCUUUGGAAUAAUUAACACAGUUCCAUAAAUGAGAGCAAUGAAGUUAUGUAGGAAACAUGUGACAUCUGUUCAAACAAUUAUAGGAAUAUCGAAGCUAUAAUUUGAAUAAUGACAAAAUGGCAUCCUUCAAAUAACUAUCUAAAUUAGAAAAAAGUAUAAAAAUCGAACCUCUUUUCAGGUCUUCUAUACUAUAUAAAUACCUGGAUCAAAUAUAGAUCGUUGCAACACAUGUUCGUUUUUAUCCAUAAUAGAGAAAAGAAUGAGUUUAAUGUGCAUCGAUAUAUAGUCACAAUUGUUGUACUCAACACGCGGCAUUGAUAGAAAGAACAUAUGGCAACACAAUUUAAUAUAAAUUGUAUCGUGUUUCACUUUGAUGAAAUAUUUGUAAGGAGAGAGUACAAUAUCAUUGUUUACUGUGUUAACAAGUAUCAUGUUGACAGACGCUCCUGGCAUAGGUCUCUGAUGUGGGAGGGAUUUUAUCGGGAAAUCUUCCUCCCGUUUUCCUGAAAUAUUUAGUGAAUACUUUCGUUGAUUUCAUCAACGGUAGAACCUUUGCAUUAAAACCACUAUAUUAAUAUCAUAAAACAUCAGUCUAUUACACAUUGUUCUUAAAAUACAGAGAGCGUUACAGCUACCUAUACGGGUAUAUACUGUUACCGACCUUUCAAUGCAAAUAAGGUCAUACAUGGUGAUACGCCGAGACAAAACAUGGAUUUAAUAGGAUAUUAUAAAAUGAAAAAACUUAAUGCCUUCCAUAUUUCGUCAAGUCUAACUCAAAGCCAAAUACGUAAAGAGAUCAAAUAACAUAUGGUGGGAGAAUAUUCCAGGUAUCAAUUAUGCAAUGAGCACAAACAGGUUUCCUAAUAUUUAAAGGACAAGAUGGACUGGGUAAUGUUUUAAUGAGUCGACGACCUUUUCAUGGUACGGCAAGAUCGGCUUCAACCGUAAAAACAUAGAUCUCAUCAACUAUAAAUACUGGGCAUUAAAUUUUUAUUAACAUGUAAUAGAUAAUAUCAAUCAUAAGUUGUUAUAAAACAUGAGCUACAGGUAAACAUUACCAAAGUAGUAAG